UCAAUUUUACAUUGUCUGUAUUGUCUGGCGUUACGGGAGAGCGAUCUCUAGUCAGUCGAUUGCUAGAGGUAAUGAAUUUGUGUGCAUGUUGGAACAUGAUGAAUAAAGUCAUGUUAUAGAAUACAAUUCAUUCUAUCACAAAAAGAUGCGUUAACAAACUGCUUCUGAGAAUUUGGAACCCGUCUGUGUUGAGGCGCAAUACGCACUGGAGAUCACGGAGGCCGUGCAGUAGGAACGCUGACUGCCAUUCGUCGCGAAAGCCACACUUAGCACGGGCAGCUGACAGUUUUGGUGUUACAAGUCAAGACUUCUGUGUAAUCGCAACGCUAUCCCGGGUGCCAAGAUGUAUGUUGUCAAGGUUUUGGGCAUCAGCUUGGCCGUUUACCUAUUGGUGUGGGCAUCUGAGACCUGCCCUUCCGCGCCCGGUGGUGCUGCGUGUUGCCUCUCGGGUUGGGAGAGGUGGAACGGUUCCUGUUACAUCUUCAUACCUUCCAUGGCCUGGAACGAGGCCCGGUCGGCUUGCCAGGCCUGGGGUGGUGUGAUGGCCGCUCCGCGCUCACAGGAGGAAAAUAAUUUCCUGGCGGAAACGGCUGACAAAACUGGCAUCCAUUGGUUGUGGCUGGCCUGUCAAAAUGGGACCGAAAAUUGGGAAUGUGGAGGACGGGAGGCGGGUAUUUUCUCUAACUGGCGAGAGGGAGAGCCCAGCUAUUUUCCUGUCGAAUGCCCUGCUAUGCGUACACGAGACAACGAUUUCGGGAAAUGGAAUGACAUAUCAUGCGAAGGUAAGGCGUUUCAUGGUGCUGCAUGUGUUCGUCGCCCCAACCAGCUCCGCUCCUUCUGUCUACCCCUCGGUCCCGACGGACGGCCUCUCUCGGUGUGCCUUCGUAGUCACGUCGUCCAUGAGUUCCCUACCACGACCAUCAGCCGCUGCGGCUCGGCCUGCUGUGGCGACCCUCUUUGCCGAUCCUUCAACAUCCGAAAUACCACGAAAGGGGGAAAAAUCUGUCAAUUAAGCGAUGCCACCAGAUUUGACGACCCCAGCAAGUUUGAGAACGACGGAUCUUUCUGCCUGUACUUCGAAGUUUAGAUCCACUGUGUCAAGGACAGAGUCAUCUUGGUGAGGACAGAUACACAAAGACUUUGUUCAUCUUCUGGACAAAUGGGACACCUGAUCAUUUGAAAUACAAAUUUAAUUAUCUCAGUCAACAGCCAGGCGCUUAAAAAGUUCCGACGGCUUGUACCUUUCCCUAUUGUUAGGCUGCAUAAAAAAGAGUUGGUGAUCGUCCCCGCCCCUAAGAAAUACAUUCCUCCCCUCAUUUUUUUAAAGAUUUUAUUUAUUGAAAAAAAAUUAAAAUUUAGCGAUAUUUUGAUAUUUCGCGCUUUGGACAUGAUACUUCCAGAAAUCGCCGAUUACUCCCGAACAUCUACAUGUACCAGUGCAGAUUCACCUAACAUCGACUACAUGACGCGGCAAGAUGGAGCCCAUGGAACGAGGUUGAGAUUCACCAAUAUAGUGGCAGUCAUUCCCAGGUACUGAUUCCACUUUACAGAGCUACAGCGCUGAGACCCUGUCUGAAAAAACCUAUUUUCGUCUGGCUGUACAACCUCCAUCUCCUUUUUUCACGAAUGACUUGCCUGUGUAGAACCCUUUCGUAAACAAGAUAAAGAAAACUCAUUUCAUUUGAGGAAACUGCUCAUAUAUUUUCUAAUCCAGCAAAGAUGUAUGUUGAACUGAAAAAAAGCCCUCCCACCCCAAGAUUUAAAAAAAGGACGCUCAACGCUCAACAAUUAUUUCUUUUUGUGGCCUUAAAAGUUAUCGGGAUGUGUCAGAAGAUGGCAUAUUGCUGACUAAAUGAUACAGAUAAUCUGGGUUGAUUUUAUACUGCCAAUGAAAUACAGUCGAUUUAUCUUUCACAACCGUUCAUCUGCAGCGAUAUUUCAAUACGUCGGACAUUUUGCCGUCUUCAAGGGAAACGUUAAGUGUAAACACCGGCAGAGUUGAAUCAGAUCUGAGGAACACUGAGUCAUUGGGAGCUAGACCAAAUGCAUGGAAAGUACUAUGAAAUUCUUCGUGUGCUGGCAGUAUUCGGCUGUUGUUGACUUACUGAGACCUUACCGAGGAAAGGAAAAUCGUUCCACCGGCAAUAUCAAAACUUGAUUUGAUUCCAAGUACACCUAAUAGAUUCACACAAAACAGGAGCCCACGCACAUCUAUAUUUCAACUUGAUAUAAAAUUUCAAAAAAGAACGUUGAAUAUCUAAAGUUUUCGGUUGCAAACAGGUUAUUUUUAUCAAACUGCAAAUCAAACACCAUCGGUUGCGAUAAUUUUAAAAUGCUUAUAAUGACUGUAAUUAAAAAAUUAAAAUUUCUUAAACGCUGUAUUUCAGAAGAGGCAAACAACGCGAAGAAGCUAAUUUGCGUGGGACGUUUUGCUUCACAAGUUGCGUCAGAUAAGACAGGACAAGCAAUGUCUAUGAUUGUAAUGGAGAGAGACAGAAUAACUGUACAUACAUUUCAUAGCCACCUAAAGAUUUUUUUAUUUAUUUCAACCUUUGUACACAGAGCCAAUUAGUAUAACUGCUGUACCAUAUCACAUUAUUGAAAACCUGAAAAAUAGAAGUUCA
Messenger RNA from Acanthaster planci (crown-of-thorns starfish), 2624 nucleotides. RefSeq lists its product as uncharacterized. The record is from RefSeq and is a predicted model, not a curated record. NCBI's taxonomy places the organism in Eukaryota, Metazoa, Echinodermata, Asteroidea, Valvatida, Acanthasteridae.